Molecule: messenger RNA, 1857 nt
Organism: Portunus trituberculatus (swimming crab)
Lineage: Eukaryota; Metazoa; Arthropoda; Malacostraca; Decapoda; Portunidae
Gene: Idh
Product: isocitrate dehydrogenase [NADP] cytoplasmic-like
Exons: 9
Coding region: 16-1383 (455 amino acids)
Biological process (GO): isocitrate metabolic process
Cellular component (GO): cytosol; mitochondrion; peroxisome
Molecular function (GO): magnesium ion binding; isocitrate dehydrogenase (NADP+) activity; NAD binding
Source: RefSeq, a predicted model, not a curated record
GUAAAAAUAGGAUAUAUGUGCAUAUGUACACGUGUGGCAGGCAUCCCCACAGCAUCCUGUUGUGCGCCAGUGACGCUGUGGUGGGGAAGGAAAUGUGUAUUGGUGUUGGCAUCAGUGGACAUCGCGGGAGGGAGAUGUGAGGGAAGGAUCCACAGCCUGAAUGGCGGACCGGUGGUGGAGGUGCUGGGUGAUGAGAUGACCCGUAUCAUCUGGGACCUCAUCAAGCAGAAGCUGAUCCUGCCCUUCCUGGAUGUGGAGCUGCACACCUACGACCUGGGCAUGGAGAACCGGGAUGUCACCAAUGACCAGGUGACGGUGGACUGUGCCAAUGCCAUCAAGAAGUACAGUGUCGGCAUCAAGUGUGCCACCAUCACUCCUGAUGAGAAGAGGGUCGAAGAGUUCAACCUCAAGAAGAUGUGGAAGUCUCCCAAUGGCACCAUCCGCAACAUCCUGGGUGGUACAGUGUUCCGAGAAGCCAUCAUCUGCAACAACAUUCCUCGCCUGGUGCCGGGCUGGAAGAAACCAAUCAUCAUUGGCCGUCAUGCCCACGCUGAUCAGUACAAGGCAGUGGACUUCGUGGUGCCAGGCCGGGGGAAGCUAGAGAUCAGCUGGAUUCCUGCCGAGGCCGGAGCACCAGGAGUGAAGGAGGUGAUUCAUGACUUCCAGGGGGCGGGUGUGGCCCUCGGCAUGUUCAACACCGACGACUCCAUCAGGUCCUUUGCUCAUGCCUCCAUGGUGUAUGCCCUAGACCGCCAGAUGCCUCUCUAUAUGUCUACCAAGAACACCAUUCUCAAGAAGUAUGACGGCCGCUUCAAGGACAUCUUCCAGGAGGUGUAUGACAGUGAGUACAAGGCCAAGUAUGAGGCUGCCGGCAUCUGGUAUGAGCACCGGUUGAUUGAUGACAUGGUGGCGCAAGCCAUGAAGAGUGAGGGAGGCUUUGUCUGGGCGUGCAAGAACUAUGAUGGAGAUGUGCAGUCAGAUUCUGUGGCCCAAGGAUUUGGAUCACUGGGCAUGAUGACAUCUGUGUUAGUCUGUCCUGAUGGCCGCACUCUGGAGUCUGAGGCAGCUCACGGCACAGUGACGCGCCACUACCGCCAGCACCAGCAGGGCAAGGAAACCUCCACAAACCCCAUAGCUUCCAUCUUUGCUUGGACACGUGGUCUGGCCCACCGUGCCAAGCUGGACAACAACGAUGCCCUCGCCAAGUUUUCCCAGGCCCUGGAGGAUGUGUGUGUACAAACCAUUGAGUCUGGUGCCAUGACCAAGGACUUGGCCAUCUGCAUCAAGGGCAUGUCUAGUGUGACACGGGCAGACUACCUCAACACGUUUGAGUUCCUCGAUAAACUGGCAGAGAACCUCAAGAAGAAGAUGACUGGAGCUUGACUAACCUCUCCACCAGCCAGACUCUAGCACAACAUUCCCUACCAGCAGCCAGAAGCCAGAGCAAUUAGCUCUACUGGGGAAGAACACUUUUAUAGCUUUUCUCAUAUUGAAAGAUUGUAAAUUCCCAUCCCCAUAUGUUUAGAAGUAUUUUCCCUAAUAUUAUCAUAUCAGGGAUAGAAAAUUAGAGUCCAUUGUCUUAAAAAAUAAUCAGCAUUUUUUAUAUGUAUUUAAAUAUGUUUUCCUGUAAUGCCCUGCAAUGUGUCAGCAUACAUUUUUUUUUUUUUUUUUUUUUUUUGCCACAAUCCUCAGCUUGUAAAUGCCUUAACUGAUUGUGUGUGUGUGUGUGUGUGUGUGUGUAAUGAGAAAAUAUUGUCAUCUUGGUAUAAUGUUACAGGGUGAAAUGUUUUUUUACAGUGAUAUAUGAAUCUUAGCAGUCGAUGUCAGCAAAACAAUGGCAAUAAAUUAAUAUAUUUA